Humulus lupulus (European hop) is the source of this 775-nucleotide messenger RNA. RefSeq lists its product as uncharacterized. The record is from RefSeq and is a predicted model, not a curated record. The coding region runs from base 192 to 524 and encodes 110 amino acids. Lineage: Eukaryota; Viridiplantae; Streptophyta; Magnoliopsida; Rosales; Cannabaceae. The transcript has 3 exons.
AUUUUGCCCUGUUUUCCUUUAUUCACAGAAGCUAGAACUGGUAGAUCUCUCUCUCUCUCUCUCUCUCUCUCUCACCUAAACAGUUUUCCCUUUCGCCAUCGCACCCGGCAACCGUAGAGGGCUUACAAGUAUAGAAUCUCCGCCUCUCCUUAACGAAAUAGAAAAGAAAACGCCGUAGAGGAAGGUUGGAAAUGAGUUCUGAAGCUUUCCAAGUUGCUAAGGUGUACCGCAACUUGCUCAAAGCUGUAGUUAAACAUAUAGGCAAAGAAGACAACAAGAGGCACUUCAGAGAACAUGUAACAGAGGAAUUCAGGAAGAACUCUAUACUAUCAGACCUCACAUCAAUUCGCCAGAAGAUAAAGCUUGCCCAAGACUACACAUAUUUUCUCAAUAGUGUGCACCAUCACAAGGAACUGUUGUUUUCUUACAACAUUGCUGUAGAUAGAUCAGAGGAAAUGAAAAGAACACUUGGGAAGUCUGCUGCAAGCGUUGGUCUUCAACUGCCUGAAGUUUAUGAAUCUUGAGUGUUUUCUAUUCAUUCUCAUAUUGGCUUAAAAAAACAGUUUUGCACCUUAUGCAUUGUUGAGAAUUUAGAGUUUUAUAUUCCUGACAUCAGAAAAAAAAAGUCCACUACAGCUGCUGGACUGAUGAUUUGAACUGUUUUUGUCUUUUCCUACCUUUUUCCUGACUGGGAACCAAAAUGAUAAUGAGCUUUCAGUUUGAGCUCUCUUUUCUGAAGUAAUUACAUAAUAAUUGAUGAAACGGAUCUAUCUCA